GGCCUACGUAUAAGACUAAUAGAUUAGACGCGACCUAACGCUGGUUGAUGCGAUACGAUACGAUACGACACCACAACUCAAGCCUCAAUUCAACACCUAUCUUUGCCUUCCAUAUAGAUAAUUGAACACGAAAAAAAGAGACAACAUGAGCCUUCAGGAGAGACCCAACGCCCCAACCAUCAUCCGCCUGAGCGAUGAUGAACUGGUCUCUAAGACUGUGAAGUCUCACAAUCUACAAAAGGCUCUUGAAGCAUUAAACGAGGAUGGGCUCGUUGCGAUAGAAAAUGCCAUCGAUCCGGCUCACCUGGACAAGUUGAACGAACGGGUGCUCUCUGACGCUAAGAAGCUCAGGGCAUGCAAGACAACCCAUGUCAACUUCAACCCGGGAUCCAACAACAUCCAACAAGAGCCCCCUACGGACAAGGGCUACCUGUUUGAAGAUGUGAUUGCCAACCCUUGGGCCGCCCAUAUUCUAGAGUCUGCCCUGGGAAGGGACCCCAAGGUCCGAUUCUACAGCGCCAAUACAGCCUUCAAGGCCGAGGCCCGUCAGCCUGUUCACAUCGAUGUUUACGACUACCCGCGGGCUCCCCACGCUUACUGCGUCAACGUCAACCUUGUUGAUGUCUCACCUCAGAAUGGUUCUACCGAGUUCUGGCUGGGUACGCACAACGAUGCGAAGCUGGGUUACCUCAGCAUCAACGGAACUGGAGAUGAUGGUCCGGAUCCAGACAUCGCCGCACAGAAGCGUGCUGCGAGAGCGAAAGCGUUGGGUGUUUCGGUGGAUUUCACCGAUGAUUUGAUCGAGGAGAGACGUAAAGUCCGACCUCCCAUCCGGGCUACUCUACCAAAAGGUUCAGUGAUCAUCCGUGACAUUCGGAUCUGGCACGCUGGUAUGCCAAACAAGACAGAGGACCCCCGUGUUAUGCUUGUCUCCAUCGUCUUCUCCAACUGGUAUCGCUCCAAUCAGACGAUUCUUCUGCCGGAACAGUUGAAGGACAACUUCAACUGGGGUCGCCUUGUCCCUUGUAUUGAGUGGACCGGUAAUGACCAUGAGUAUCUGCAAGGCGCUCAUGAAUUCAACCUCAUCCAAUUGCCUUGAGCGUUUGG
This is a messenger RNA of Fusarium redolens, 1107 nucleotides long. RefSeq lists its product as uncharacterized. The transcript has 2 exons. Bases 146 to 1099 code for a protein of 317 amino acids. NCBI's taxonomy places the organism in Eukaryota, Fungi, Ascomycota, Sordariomycetes, Hypocreales, Nectriaceae. The record is from RefSeq and is a predicted model, not a curated record.